This is a messenger RNA of Amaranthus tricolor (Joseph's coat), 1923 nucleotides long. RefSeq lists its product as uncharacterized. The record is from RefSeq and is a predicted model, not a curated record. The transcript is spliced from 6 exons. NCBI's taxonomy places the organism in Eukaryota, Viridiplantae, Streptophyta, Magnoliopsida, Caryophyllales, Amaranthaceae. The coding region runs from base 473 to 1066 and encodes 197 amino acids.
CAUCUCCCAUCUCUCUAACUUAAUUCGCAUCCCUAACUCAAAACUUCUUCUCUUCUGAUUUUCGCCUUAACCCAUUUCUUCACCCUUUUCCCUUUUCUUCACGUUCGAUAGAGCACACCGGCGACGGCUACUUUACGUCCGACAAGAGGCGACAAAGCAGCACAGUAUCAAGUAUCAACUGCUUUUCGAUUUAUCUUCACCCGACGUCUUCUUCUAUCUAUGAGUAUGAUGGGUUCUGUUCUUAUCUAAAUCAGUUUGAGAAGUUUUUGUGAUAUAAUACUGAAAUGAUGGAUUGUUUCAGUAAAAUUAUUUUCUUAUGCCUAUCCUGAAAUAGGCCUAAAUUAUUCUUUCGCUUGAGCACACCAAAAAGUUCUAGAAUGGUUUUAGUUGUUCAAUUUUUGUGCAUAAACCCUAAACUCUGUGUUGCCUUUUAAUCCCAGCACCUUGAUUUCUCAAUCUACAAAUAAUUGACAUGGAGGGAAUUCUGAAGAAAUAUCAGCAGAAAUUCAAGAAAGUGAGACAAGAAAUGGACAAUUGGGAAACCCUCCAAUCCCGCUUAAUUUCUCAGUUUUCUAACGCUUCUUCCAUCAUUGAAAGAGUUCAGGUGAUUGGAGAUAAAAAGAACUAUGGUUGUUUGAAGGGUAUUGAUGGGAUUGAAGAGGCUGUUUUGCAAAAUCAAAUGGAGGCGUUGGAGACCAUUUUGCUUUCAAUUAAGUAUACUAUGGAAGAUUUCCAUAGCAUUGUACUUUUUCUGGAAAAAAUGGUUAAAGAGAGCAAGCAUCUUGCUGGAGGAGGAUCUCAGCCUUCUACAAAACAACUACAACAAAGGACAGGGAUCAAACCAAGACUUUCAGAUUGCUUAGAUGGGCUUGCGAUUCUGCAGGAGAUGCACUACUCUGAGUACCUCCUUAAAGUAUCAGUUGUUUCUGCACUCUCUAAAAUUGCUUUAAAAUCCAGCUCCAAAGAUCUGGGAGCAUUGCGCCAACUUUUAUUCGAUCAGCCUAACAUUCCGAAAGAUGAAGUACAGCUGAUUUAUGACAUUAUAUUUGCAGAAGACAUUUGUUAAAGUGCCUAAGCUAUGAAUGAGUGGUUUGAGCGCCUCCUUAUGAUCUAGCUGCCAAAUUAUAUAUUGACAUCAGAUUACCCCCUUGUUGAAGUAUAUUUAGUAACAAUACAUUUAAGUUCGCAUAUAACUCGCACUAUUCAUGUGCAGAUGAUAUGCAAUAGGGAGUAGACUCCUCAAGUCUCAAAAGGUAUUCUGUUGAGGGAGUUGGAAUUCCUGAAGAACCGACUGUUAGUUCGUAUACUACUUUAUAUAAUACAUUUUAUGUUAGAAUUUUAUAUUGUAGCCUUAUUUAUGACCGAGAACCAAAGGUGAGCUAUAAACUCAUUGGAAGCUACCUUAAGACUCGAGAUCUGAAAAAAAUUGUGGGAGAAACUCCCACUUUCUAUUGGAAUACAUACAAUGAGAAAAAGCGAUGAAACGAACAUCAGCAUUCACAGCUGGGUCCACCGUCCUCAUACGAUUUGGAAGAAGGCACAUAAAGGCGUUAGUAUGUGAGUCUGUGACAUUGCCGUGAUGAUUUAAACCAAGUAAUUCACCAUGAUUCUCUGCCAUAUACGGUUUGAAAGAAGGUUCGACCGUCUUCCCCUUCAUACGGAUCAGUCUUCUGUUGCUUUCCGCUCCCAGUAGCACAUAGAGUCGAGGAGAUGAGUGUUAUUGUCAUAGCACUCAUGCCUAGCAAGAAUAUUGUUCCUGUGGCCAAUAAAACAAUGGAAAACAUUUUCUGUUUGACUGUAUUAAUAUUGGGUUUCUAUUACUUUUAGUUGUCAUUCUAAAGAACCCUUUUUAGCUCAUAGGUGCUUGUUUAUAUAAUUCAUUUCCUUUGAAUUUUACACUUUAUUUACCAUUUCAAAGGGUGU